Suillus subaureus is the source of this 451-nucleotide messenger RNA. RefSeq lists its product as uncharacterized. Lineage: Eukaryota; Fungi; Basidiomycota; Agaricomycetes; Boletales; Suillaceae. The record is from RefSeq and is a predicted model, not a curated record. The transcript has a single exon. The coding region runs from base 54 to 425 and encodes 123 amino acids.
CUUCCUACCAUUCCCUAAGAAUUAUUUUAUCCCUAUUACACGGGUCAUAAACAAUGCGUUUCGUCCUCGCCGUCAUUGCUGCUUUAGUAUCAUCAAUCUUCGCCACUCCCGCUGAUGUGAUUGAAGUCCUUGAAUGUCCUUCUUUUUGUGCCAAUAAUAUAGAUUGCGAUGGCUGCGGUUUGCCGGUAUGCGUGAGUACAGUAGUUUUCCUGGGUUCGGACUUUAAUGACAUGCCAGUAACUCACCUGCAUAGGACACCGCUAAUUCCAUCUGCACGUGAGUCGUGUUUUUGCUUUCACAUCGGUGCAGUAAGGCCGUUGGCACUGACGCAUGCGUUACUAGUCCUUCGUAGAGUUGAUCAACGCGCCACCGUCAGGAAAACAUCGGUGGUGUCAUUUUUGUUCGAUUGGGAAAUUUGGAUAUGAUGUGUAAGGACACCAAAAGAAUCCUA